AUUUCAUUAUUUCACAUAAUGUCUCCGAAAAGACAUCAUUUAUUAUGCAAUAUUUGUGGAGACAAAUCAAUUGGUCGAAGUUUUGGUGCCAUUACUUGUGAGUCGUGUAAAGUAUUCUUUAGAAGAAAUGUCCUUAAAUUUAAGGAAUUUGAGUGCAUUCAUGGAGACUAUUGUAAUAUUACUGUCAAAUCGCGUAGAAAAUGUAAAAAAUGCCGAUUUUAUAAAUGCAUUCAAAUGGGAAUGAAAACUCAAUUAGUACAAUCAAAAAGUUCAGAAAAUAAUACAAUUGAUGAUUAUGAAAGUGUUUUAUCAAAUGAAUCAUUAGUUAAUUAUGAUUUUAACCAAAGUUAUGACAAUAAUAAAGUAAUUUCAAGACAUGAGUUCAUGUUUGAUCCGGUCUUCAAACAACUGACUGAUUAUCAGACAUUCAAUGAAUUAGAGUCAAUACGUUUAAGUGAAUUACAAAAUGCUUUGCAAGUCUUUACAUAUAUGUCUCUCUAUACACAUAAUAACAUAGAAGUGACAAAUAUCUAUAAAUUAUAUGAAUAUUUUUGCCGCAAACUUGAAAAAGAUACGCAAAAUGUCGUAUCUUUUGCUAACAAUUUAGAGUCAUUCAAUAAAAACUGUUUUAACGAUCGGUUGGCUUUAAUUAAGUUUGGAUUCCUUGAAAUACUGAUUCUUCGUUAUGCUAUACGAUAUAACACUGAAACAAAUGUCUGGACAGGAAAUUUGGAUAACGACGACUCAUUUGUUCACAGUUUAGAAGUUUUGAAAUAUGAAGAGCGAAAUAUGUAUAACAUUUAUAAAGAUUAUUAUCACAAACUAAUACCAGAAUCACAAUGCGAUUCUCUGAUUAUGGAUUUGUUAUCAGCAAUAUUGUUAUUAAAUCCAAAACGUCCAUAUUUAAUUCACCGAGAUGUUAUUAAAUCAGAGCAACAAUUAUAUAUAUAUCUAUUGCAACGCUAUCUACUAAAUAGGUAUCCAUCGGAAAGUGAAUCCCAAAUCAAACUCCAGAAUUUGAUGAAUACAUUGAUAGACAUUCAGGUGUUGAAUGAGAUAGAGAAGAGAAAUGGUAUCGAAAGAUAUCUUCAAUAUUUUGGUCCCAUUUCUAAGGAAAUGCUAUUUAAUUAA
Messenger RNA from Oppia nitens, 1131 nucleotides. Its product is annotated as nuclear hormone receptor HR96-like. Bases 19 to 1131 code for a protein of 370 amino acids. Gene Ontology annotation, molecular function: nuclear receptor activity; RNA polymerase II cis-regulatory region sequence-specific DNA binding; zinc ion binding. The transcript has 7 exons. Lineage: Eukaryota; Metazoa; Arthropoda; Arachnida; Sarcoptiformes; Oppiidae. Gene Ontology annotation, biological process: cell differentiation; negative regulation of transcription by RNA polymerase II; positive regulation of transcription by RNA polymerase II. The record is from RefSeq and is a predicted model, not a curated record.